ACCAAAAUUUUUAUUACCUAAUAAAUCUUGUCCCCCAUUCCCGUCGGAAUCGCCACAUUUCUCGCCGUCGGUCAUCGCCGUCUUCUUCCCCAAAUCCACCGUCGAUUCUUCUACACUCCCCAAAUCCUAAAGGUCCAAACUUUACUGUCUCUUCUGCUUUGGUUUCAGUGAGCAGUGAGAUUCAGAACUGGCUGAGCUUGAUUUGCUCGAGCUUCAAAGUACACGUGGCGAUCUGGGUCUUCUCCAUCUUCUUUGCCGCUCAAAUUUCAAAUCGAAAAUGUGGUUAUGCAUGAGAAUCGGGCUGUUUUCGCGGUUAAGUGCAUUUUCGUGUUAGAUUUGGAUUUUUGGGAUUUUGGUGUUGAAGUGAUCUGAGUUCCUACAUGGAAGUUAACAGAGAGGAGGCUCUUAAGGCGAAAGAGAUCGCUGAGAAGCGAUUUGCUGAGAAGGACUUCAUAGAUGCUGUGAGCUAUGCAAUGAAGGCGAAAUCACUCUAUCCGGACCUGGAGGGCAUAUCUCAAAUGGUUGCGACAUUUGAAGUCUAUGCGGCCACCGAGUACAGAUUCUGUGGUGAAUUAGAUCAUUAUUCAAUUCUUGGGUUGAAGCCUACCUCAAGUAAAGAGGCAGUGAAGAGGCAGUACAAGAAGAUGGCUGUGUUGCUCCACCCUGAUAAGAACAAAUGUGUGGGAGCUGAUGGCGCUUUCAAACUUGUUUCUGAAGCCAUGAGCUUGUUGUCUGACACUACCAAGAGGAGCUUUUAUGAUCUUCAGAGAAACAAGCACUUGGCAACUGCAGUUAAUCAGCCAAAUUACUCUACAGUUCAUACUGGUGGGGUUACAACAUCUCAUGGUAGACUUGACACUUUCUGGACCGUUUGCACUUCUUGCAAGGUCCAGUAUGAGUAUCUCCGGAAGUAUGUGAACAAAAGACUUUCGUGUAAGAACUGUCGAGGUGUUUUCAUUGCUGUGGAAUCUGGGGCAGCCCCAGCAAAUGGCUCCUUCCCCUAUACUCCUAGUCCUUGGCCAUUUGUUCCUAGUAAUGGCCAUUCAAAUCAUGGGAUUACCUAUGUUCCAAACAAUGGUACAUUGUUCCCAACCAAUGGUGCACCCGGAUUUCAUGCUGGACAUGGGUAUGAAUUUGUUUCAAAUGUUUCAUUUCAAUGGAGCGCAUAUUCGGGAACUUCUGCUGGAGUUGUCAGCCCUCACGGGUCAUCAUCAGCUAUAUCCCCUGAUGUUGUUUAUCAGUCUAAUGGAAAAAUUAAGAAAGCUGGAGCAAGACCUAAAUUGAGAGUGAAUGGAAAACGUCCCAUGAAAAGUGCUGUGGUCAAUGUGGAUUUGAAUGUGUCUGCUAGCUAUGAUGAACGCCCCAAAAUCAAGCGCAAUGGGUCUGAGAAAAAAAGGAAACUUGUUGUGGGACAAACUUUUAGAGUUGGGGAUAACGACAGGGUAUCAAAACCUGCUUCAGAAGCAAUCUUAGCAAAUGGAAAUGGCAGCAUUGGGCAUGAUCAGAAAGUUCCUAGUUCAGCAGACGUUCCCAUCAGACGAUGCUCCAUGGCACCAGCCUUCGAUGCUAGGAAGAUGUUGAUAGAGAAGGCAAGAACAGAAAUCUCGAAGAAAUUGGAAGAGAUGAAGGUGGCUUCAGAAGCUGCUGCUGCUACAGUAAAGAACACAAAAAAGCAGGUUGAAGUUGUAGUGGCUGCUGCUUCUCUAAAGAAAACAAAAAGGCAUGUUGAAGUUGAAGUAGCUGCUGCUUCACUAAAGAAAACAAAAAGACGUGUUGAUGUGGGUCAAUCUAAAGGAGCUGCAGUGCAUCAAUUAGAGACAAAGAAAAGUGAGCCACACUUCCCUAGAGACCCUGAGCCCCAAAACAUGCCAGUCCCUGACUCUGACUUCCACAAUUUUGAUGAAGAUAGAUCAGAGGAAUGUUUUAAGCCAAAGCAAAUAUGGGCUUUAUAUGAUGAAGAUGGCAUGCCUAGGUUGUACUGUCUAGUACGUGAAGUGGUCUCAGUCAAACCAUUUAAGUUGCUCAUUACUUACUUGAGCUCUAAAACUGAUAGUGAAUUCGGGCCUGUGAACUGGCUGGAUAGCGGCUUCACCAAGUCUUGUGGAAAUUUCAGAGCUCGUCACCUUGAUGUUGUUGAGCACGUUAACAUUUUCUCUCAUCUUUUGAGCCGCACAAAAGCAGCUAGAGGAGGUAUUGUUCAGAUAUACCCGAAGGGUGGGGAUAUCUGGGCUCUAUAUCGGAAUUGGUCAAAAGAUUGGGACAGUUCAACUCCAGAUGAAGUGAGGCACCAAUAUCAAAUGGUGGAGGUUCUUGAUGAUUACUCUGAAGAGAUUGGUGUUUGUGUCUCACCCCUUGUGAAGUUGGCUGGAUUUAGGUCAGUAUACCGGACUGAUACGGACAGAAGCGCCAUUCUAUGGAUUCCGAGAAGAGAGAUGUUACGCUUUUCUCACCAGGUGCCCGCAUGGUUACUCGACGCAGAAGAGACUAACCUACCUGGUAAGUGUUGGGACCUGGAUCCUGCUGCAACUCCAGAAGGACUACUUAAUGCUGCAACUCCAGAUGAGCAGCUUCAUGCUGCAAUGCCAGAUGAGCUACCUCAAACUGCAACAAGAGACGAGCUACCUCAUGCUGCAACAAGAGAUGAGCUGCUUCAUGCUGUAACUCCAGACGAGCGGAUUCAUGCUGCUGGGGAAGCUGAGGCAUAACCACAACAUACUAAAGCAGGGGAGCAGAAGAUUCGGUUGCUUGGGAGUUCGAUUUUAGCAUUCUUUAGACAAAAUUAGGUUUAACUGUACAAAUAUGUCACACCUGGGUAGCAUUAACCCCAUCUGAUAUGAUUUAUGGGGUGCUAUGUCUGCCCAGCAAAACUUGUGACAAACAAUUUCGAUUCUAGUGACUGUUUGUUUACACCAUUACCCCCCACAGUUAUGACUUGUCCAGGAGAGUUGUAAUACUAUUCAGGAGAGAUUGGAAUAUCAACACUAUUG
Molecule: messenger RNA, 2987 nt
Organism: Fragaria vesca subsp. vesca
Lineage: Eukaryota; Viridiplantae; Streptophyta; Magnoliopsida; Rosales; Rosaceae
Exons: 2
Coding region: 381-2705 (774 amino acids)
Source: RefSeq, a predicted model, not a curated record